UUUGAAGAAGAAGAAGAAGAAAUGAAGAUAAAAGGAACAGACCAUUGACCCGGUUGGGUCGAAUCAACAAAUCGAAAACGCUAUAUUUGAUCCUCUUUGAGUUUUAUGACUUAUAUAGUCAAAGACAGAGAUAGGUUAUGAAACUUGGAUCUUUUUCUUGACUGUCAAUGCUAAAAAAAUGUCAAUGCUAUUUCGGAGAAUUGUUAGCAAAUUGCAAGGAGUUGCACCGCUGAAAUAUUGCACGAUCGUAGAAAAUCGAGCAAAAGUUGAGCAUGUUCCAAUUAUAUCCAAGAUACAAUAUGACGACGAGAACAGUUUUUAUCAGAAACCUCGGCAAGUGUGGCUAGAAAAUUUAAAUACCAUAGAGGAAAAGAAAUUGGGUUUGAUAACCUUACAUCCGCAUAUCUACGCGGCAGCACCUCGUAUCGAUAUUAUUCAUCAGAAUGUGAGAUGGCAACAAAUGUAUCGCUGGGUCUGUUACGCCCAUACAAAAACGCGUGCUGAAGUCCGAGGUGGUGGUAGAAAGCCUUGGCCACAAAAAGGACUGGGACGAGCGCGUCAUGGAAGUAUACGUUCACCAUUGUGGAAAGGUGGUGGAGUGGCACAUGGUCCUCGAUCUCCAACGCCACACUUUUAUAUGUUACCAUUUUAUCACCGUAUAGCAGGCCUUAUAGCAACAUUAUCUGUAAAACUCGCACAAGAUGAUCUACAUAUAAUUGAUGAAUUAGAAAUUCCAACGUCGGAGCCUUCUUACGUAGAGCAGCUAAUUGAGGAAAGGAACUGGGGACCAUCUGUUCUUUUUGUAGACAGUUAUGAUAUUAUGCCCCAAAAUAUUACACUAGCUACUGAUCAAAUUAAACACGUCAAUCUAAUGCCUGUUUAUGGUUUGAAUGUAUACAGUAUGCUGAAACACAACACUCUGGUACUUACAGAAAAAGCAGCCAGACUCAUAGAAGAAAAAUUGCUUUAUCACUUACAUAGGGUGGACAGCAAUAAAGUACUUCGUCCAUUUAAACUUAAUCAACAAUGAGGAACAAUUUUUAAUGAAAUUAGGAACUCGUAUGUCAUUAAAAAUUUACUGUUUAUAUACAGAUUACAUUGCUUUGUGUAUGUACAUAUUUUAUCUGUAUCAUUUCAUUAUAUUCAAAUUAAAUCUUAAAUAUAUUUAAUAAAGUAAAAUAGU
This is a messenger RNA of Monomorium pharaonis (pharaoh ant), 1183 nucleotides long. It is a transcript of the gene mRpL4, whose product is annotated as 39S ribosomal protein L4, mitochondrial. Gene Ontology annotation, molecular function: structural constituent of ribosome. Gene Ontology annotation, cellular component: ribosome. The transcript is spliced from 3 exons. The coding region runs from base 179 to 1030 and encodes 283 amino acids. The record is from RefSeq and is a predicted model, not a curated record. Lineage: Eukaryota; Metazoa; Arthropoda; Insecta; Hymenoptera; Formicidae. Gene Ontology annotation, biological process: translation.